AUGGCUUUCCGGCGUCCUUUGAUGCUGUCCAAGACAGCAUCAGCGCCUUUUUCCUCUGUUGCUGGCAGAACUGCCCGAGUGGCUGCGACUCUGCCCCGAUUCACCACAGCUAGAGCCUCUUCCAGCUCGACCUCCGCCCUCGCCUACAAGGCGCUCCAUCGUCGCUCUCCCCUUCCUCUUCCUGUGUCGGACUCCUCUCCACAAUGGGAUGCCCCGACUGCCGUCUCGUCGAUUCUGUACGAGACCCCCGUUGCGCCGACCAACCCCCCGAAGCGCCAUAUCCUGAACUGUCUGGUGCAGAACGAGCCUGGUGUUCUGUCUCGCGUUUCGGGAAUUCUGGCCGCUCGUGGCUUCAACAUUGACAGUCUGGUCGUGUGUAACACCGAAGUCGAAGAUCUGUCCCGCAUGACCAUCGUGCUGCAGGGUCAGGAUGGUGUCGUCGAGCAGGCCCGUCGCCAGCUGGACGAUCUCGUUCCCGUUUGGGCCGUCCUCGACUACACAGACUCUGCUCUCGUGCAGCGCGAGUUGCUUCUUGCGAAGGUCAGCAUCCUGGGCCCCGAGUUCUUCGAGGAACUGCUUCAGCACCACCGCGAGAUUACCACUUCCGGCGAGACCCUCGAGGGCCAGAAGGAUAAGGCCGAGGGCCACAAGCAGAUCACUGAAUUCCACCCCCGCAAUCUGCCUCCCAGUCAGGCAUUGAGACACAAGCACGAGCAUCUUGAUGCCAUCACCCGCUUGACCCACCAGUUCGGCGGCAAGGUUCUCGAUAUUAGCAACAACAACUGCAUUGUCGAAGUCUCUGCCAAGCCAUCUCGUAUCGACUCCUUCAUGAAGCUCAUCGCUCCUUUCGGUGUAUUGGAGUCUACCCGUACCGGUUUGAUGGCUCUGCCUCGUUCUCCUCUUCACGAGCAAGUUGAGGAGAUUGAGAAGGAGGCUGCUGAUGUUGUCGACGCAAGCACCCUUCCUCCUGGUUAAAUUGGAUAUCCGAAAUGAAAAAGAUUCGCAAUGAAGAAGCAAACUUGUUUUCCUCCGAGGGUAUAAUAUUUAGUGUAAAUUUUAGCAGUUCUUUUUUGUUUUUCCUUGUUAGUCACGCACUUCUCAUGAGUACAUCAUCUAUGUUUCCAUGUCGUCGACGUGAAAUUUGGUUCAGUUUAGCUUCA
Aspergillus nomiae NRRL 13137 is the source of this 1160-nucleotide messenger RNA. Its product is annotated as acetolactate synthase regulatory subunit. Gene Ontology annotation, cellular component: mitochondrial nucleoid; acetolactate synthase complex. Bases 1 to 975 code for a protein of 324 amino acids. The record is from RefSeq and is a predicted model, not a curated record. The transcript is spliced from 2 exons. Gene Ontology annotation, biological process: branched-chain amino acid biosynthetic process. Gene Ontology annotation, molecular function: acetolactate synthase regulator activity. NCBI's taxonomy places the organism in Eukaryota, Fungi, Ascomycota, Eurotiomycetes, Eurotiales, Aspergillaceae.